Ramularia collo-cygni is the source of this 642-nucleotide messenger RNA. Its product is annotated as 40S ribosomal protein S5. The transcript has 3 exons. Gene Ontology annotation, molecular function: structural constituent of ribosome; rRNA binding; mRNA binding. Gene Ontology annotation, cellular component: cytosolic small ribosomal subunit; ribosome. NCBI's taxonomy places the organism in Eukaryota, Fungi, Ascomycota, Dothideomycetes, Mycosphaerellales, Mycosphaerellaceae. Gene Ontology annotation, biological process: translation; ribosomal small subunit assembly. The record is from RefSeq and is a predicted model, not a curated record. Bases 1 to 642 code for a protein of 213 amino acids.
AUGUCUGACGGCGAAGUCGAAGUCGAGGCCGUCCAGGGCUACCCGGUGCUGCCCAAGGAAGUGACAGCGGAGAUUGGCUCCACCAAGCUGUUCAACAAGUGGUCCUACGAGGAUGUCGAGAUCCGGGACAUCUCCCUCACCGAUUACAUCCAAAUCCGCCAGCCCGUCUACAUCUCCCACAGCGCCGGCCGAUAUGCCGUCAAGCGUUUCCGCAAGGCGCAAUGCCCCAUCAUCGAGCGCCUCACCAACUCGCUCAUGAUGAACGGCCGCAACAACGGAAAGAAGCUCAUGGCCGUGCGCAUCGUCGCCCACGCCUUUGAGAUUAUCCACAUCAUGACCGACCAGAACCCCAUCCAGAUCGCCGUUGACGCCAUUGUCAACUGCGGUCCUCGCGAAGACAGCACACGUAUUGGAUCCGCUGGUACCGUCCGUCGCCAGGCCGUCGAUGUCUCCCCACUCCGCCGCGUCAACCAGGCCAUUGCCCUCCUCACCAUCGGUGCCCGCGAGGCCGCUUUCCGCAACAUCAAGAGCAUUGCCGAGUGCUUGGCGGAAGAGCUCAUCAACGCUGCCAAGGGUAGCAGCAACAGCUACGCCAUCAAGAAGAAGGACGAGUUGGAGCGUGUGGCCAAGAGCAACAGAUAG